AUGGCAGACUGGUUCCAGGUUGGCAGGGAGGACAUGUGGGCCAAGGUGGAGGUGACUAUGCAGGAGAGUGUUGAGGUUUACCUGGAUGACUCGGCGCAGAUCCCCUGCCACUACAGCUUCACCGACAACAACGAGCCCAGCUUUGUCAUGAUCCAGUGGUUUGUGAGAGCUAAAACAAGCAGCUCACGGGUUCGGAUUUUCUACCUCGGUGGCAAUGAGCGGAUGGCGGACAACGACACUGAGUACACCGGUCGCAUCAACGUGACUUCAGACCAGCACGGGACUCGACUCACCAUCCUAAACGUCCAGCUCUCAGAUCAGAGGGAGUUCUUCUGCCAAGUUAACGGUAUGGCUGCCGGGAACGCUGAGGGCAAGACCCACCUCAGAGUGUUUGCUCCUCCAGAGCCUCCAGUGAUGGAGGGGGUCCUGACUGGAAUAUCUGUGACCAAUGAGGUGCCUUCAAAGAUUGCAUCAUGCGAGGCUCAGAACGGUUUCCCUAAACCCAACAUCACCUGGUACAGGAACAACAUUCCACUGAUACCUGAAGCAGGACAUGUAAACGUGUUGAUCCUUUUCCAAGAGUUGUCCGGCUUCUACUCCCUCCAGAGCAUACUGGAGUACAAGGUGGCUAAAGAGGACAAAGACGCACAUUUCUCCUGUGAGGUCAGCUUCUUUGUCCCUGGAGCCAUCAGGACAGUGGAGUCCAGCAGCAUUAACAUCACUGUUCACUACCCCACCACCAUGGUGGAGCUGUGGAAGGACUUGCCCAAGGGCCUGGUCAAAGAGGGGGAUACUGUCGAGCUGCGUUGCCAGGGUGAUGGCAACCCCCCGUCGCCCUUCAUUUUCAACAGAGAACAAGAGCCGGAUUUGGGCCUGGAGAGCAGCGGUGAUGUGUUGAUCCUGUCACCAGUGACACGGGUCGACAGCGGCAUCUACCAGUGUCGCCCUCUGGACGCAGACAUUUACUCGGACGUCAAAGGAGAGAUGCAGCUGACUGUGCACUAUUUGGACCCGGCUGUGGUGGUCCCUAAAGACUCAGAAGUCAUGCUCAAAGGAGAAGACCUGACUGCUUCGUGCAACGCUCUGUCCUCCCUCAAAACACAAACUGUUUGGUACAAGAAUGGGCAACAGGUUGGCAAGGGGAACACGUUGCACCUGAGGGACGCCACCUAUGAAACAUCUGGAGAGUAUAUCUGCGAGGUGACGGUUCCCUCCCUGCCUGCCCUGCACACCAGUGGCUCCGUUCACAUCAUCGUCCAAGGCGGUCCUCAGAUGGUGGGAUUGGAGCAGGAGGUGCAGCUGGAGGAGGCAGCCGGCCGGAUGGUGAACCUGAGCUGUGAGGCUCAGGGUCAUCCCCUGCCGAGCAUCUCCUGGAACAUCAUCGGCAGCCAGAACUGGCAGGAGGUGGUGAUCAAGGCAAACGAGCACAUGACUCACAGCGUGGUGUCGGUCAAAGUCACCUCGGACGUUAGUGCUCUGUGCAACGCUUCAAAUGACAUGGGCACGGAGGUCAAAGCUUUCAGCAUCAAAGCCAUUCCCAGACUCACCUCCACUGCUCCCUUCUCUCCCGCUGAAGGCAGUGGGGUGAUCAUCGUGGUGAUCAUUCUGUGUCUGCUGCUGCUCGCCAUCCUCGGCAGCGUCCUCUACUUCCUGCACAAGAAGGGGAAGAUCCCCUGUGGACGCUCAGGGAAACAGGAGAUACUCAGUGAGCUGGACAAAGAGGGCGACCACACGCUCCAAGAGAAGACCACCAAAGAUGACAUUGUUGUGGAGAUGAAGAGCAACACAAAGACGGAGGAUACUGUCCUGCUAAAGGCUGUCAACGGGGACAAAAAGGGCCCCAACGAGCAG
Messenger RNA from Labrus bergylta (ballan wrasse), 1851 nucleotides. The record is from RefSeq and is a predicted model, not a curated record. NCBI's taxonomy places the organism in Eukaryota, Metazoa, Chordata, Actinopteri, Labriformes, Labridae.